Molecule: messenger RNA, 3655 nt
Organism: Andrographis paniculata
Lineage: Eukaryota; Viridiplantae; Streptophyta; Magnoliopsida; Lamiales; Acanthaceae
Product: putative late blight resistance protein homolog R1B-17
Exons: 3
Coding region: 90-3599 (1169 amino acids)
Biological process (GO): defense response to other organism
Molecular function (GO): ADP binding
Source: RefSeq, a predicted model, not a curated record
CAACACUACUACCUUCACCUUCACUUUGACUCAUAUCAAGUCUGAACAAUUUCUGUUGCAGAAACAUUUUCCAGAGCUUUUAAUCAGACAUGGCUGUUGCUGCUUAUGCAUCCUUGGCUUCUCUCACUCAUGUCCUCGAAAAUCUCCACUAUCGUGCCCGAUUUAAUAUCCCUCGUGCUGACAUCAACCAAGUUGAAGAUCUCCAGGAAAAUGUCAAUUCCUUGCUGGAAUUUGUCGAGCUUCAUUCCGAAAGGAAGAUCCCUGAGCUUCGAGGUUUGUGGAGGAAAAUGGCAGAGGCUGCUGCUGAAGCUGAAAGUGACAUCAACUUCCAUGUAGGCAAUCUACUCUAUGCCAAGUCUCAAGGAGAAACGAGUGAUACUUCAAACUUCUCAGCUUUCUGUGAUGAAAUGGACACACUGAUCCAAAAGUUUUGUUCCAUCGAAAAAGAGUUGCCGAUGAUUGAAGAAAGGGAGGAUCAUCAAGCCCGAAAGCAAUCCAAUUAUGCUUCUGUUUCUGCUGGUGGUUCGUCUGCAGCUGCUUCAUAUGUCAGCAAUGUUGUUGGACUGGAUGAGCAUGUGAACACGAUCAGGGACAACCUCAUCAGAGGUAGAUCCAAGCUCGAAAUCCUUCCAAUUGUCGGCAUGGGAGGUAUUGGUAAGACCACUCUCACAAAAUGCCUCUUUGAGGAUUCAUUUGUUGUCGACCACUUUGAUUUACGCAUCUGGCUUACCAUAUCUCAACAAUAUAGUGCUGAACAAAUCCUUAAAGUUGGUCUUCGAGGAAAGGCUGGAGAAAACAAAAUGUGUGAAAGCUUAGACGAUUUGGGAACUAAAUUCUACCAAAAAUUAUUUGGUAGAAGGUAUUUGAUUGUUAUGGAUGACAUGUGGUCGACUGGAGCUUGGGAUGAUUUACAGAGGUAUUUUCCCGAUAGUGAGGAUGGAAGUCGUAUUUUGUUGACGACUAGACUCUCAAACAUGGCUGCUUCUUUGGGUUCUCGUGAUCCCUAUCUAUUAACAUUUUUAGAUGAAAAUGAUAGUUGGAGUUUAUUCUGUCAAAAUGCUUUUUCUCAAAAUGGUUGUCCAUACGGUCAUUUAGAGAAGUUUGCAAAGGACAUUGCAAAAAGUUGUAGAGGGCUUCCUUUGGAAAUUGUUGUUAUUGGUCGAUUGCUUGCGAAUUCUGAUAUGACCGUAAAAUAUUGGGAGAAUAUUGUAAAUAAUAUUAGCUUCUUAGCUAAUUUGGCAGAUGAUGAGCAUUGUAGGAAAAUUCUCUCUUUAAGUUAUGAGAGUUUACCCAUUCAUCUCAAACCAUGUUUUUUGUAUUUUGGAGCUUUUCCCGAAGAUAGUUCAAUUGGAGUCUUAGAACUAAUACGCAUUUGGAUUAUUGAAGGAUUCAUUAAAUCAAUGAGUAAUAGAAGUUUGGAAGAUAUUGCAAAGGAGUACGUAAAAAACCUCAGCGAUAGGAAUCUAAUAUUUGAACGGGGUGAAUCUGAUUACGGCAUUCAUGAUCUUUUAAGGGAUCUUUGUUUAAAAGAAUCUGAUGAUGAAUGUUUUCUCCAAUUUCCUCGAAUGCAAACCUUUAAAAGUGGGUUGAUAGAAGUUAGGCACUGUAAUCUUUGUCUAAAAGGACUUGAGGACAAUGAAGGAAUGCAUAUUUUGCAACCAUUUUAUAUAUUUGGAGUAUCAUCACAAGUUAAUCCUUUUGUAUGCGAUGCUUGUACUAUGGUGUAUUCGCACAUUAAAAGACAUAAUUUCGUGAAGAUUGAAAAUUUCGAUGAUGGUUUUGACAAAGAAAGUUUGCAGCCAAUUGAAUUGCGGUGUGCUGAUAUAUGGGGAGUGAAAUCAUUGUCUCCUUUGACAUUCAAGUUACUUUGGAAUCUUCAACUUUUACAAAUUUCAAGCUCAUCAUUCAUGGAUUUACCUCGAGAGAUAUGGGAGAUGCCACAAUUAAGAGAGAUUUCAGGUGAUUAUGAUGUUUAUCUACCUGAUCCUAUAUACAUUGAUAUUCAUGGGAACGAUUUUCUUGUCCUGAAAGACCUUCACACCAUAUGUGGAUUCCGUAAUUUUAAUUGCACAAAGGAAGUCAUUGAUCGGAUCCCAAAUUUGAAGAAAUUGGAUAUCAGAUAUGAAUAUGGAGCUGAGGGGGGUGUUAAACAGCUGAACUAUUCUCUAUGUAAUCUUGAGCGACUACAGAAACUUGAAUCUCUAUCUAUAUCAGGUUGCUUGGAGAAAAUGACCUUGCCUAAUUCCCUCAAGGAAUUGGGAUUGAUGGAUUGUACAAUGGCAUGGGAAGAUAUGUCAAUUAUUGGUUUGCUGCCGAGUGUUGAAAAACUUACGAUAUAUGGUGGCGCGCAUGGGUUAGAGUGGGAGCCUGUUCAAGGGGAAUUUCGUCGCCUAAAAGAGUUGGCCAUUGGCUAUACUGAUUUAGUGUGUUGGAGAGUGGAAUCGGUGCACUUCCCUAUUCUUGAGAAGCUCAAACUUACUGGAUUAGGUUUAUUGGAGGAGAUCCCUUCGGGAAUUGGAGAUAUACUAACAUUGAUAUCAAUCGAUGUUGAGAAUUGCAGUGAGUCUGUCAUUGAUUCGGCAAAGGAAAUAUGGGAGGUGCAACACGAGCUCGGUAAUGAGAUUAGAAUUCAUGUUUCUGAUAAAGAACAUGAGGUCGGAUAUCUAAUUGGUACUUUCACUGCAAGAAUGACGGGAGCUGUUUGUCAUUCCUUGGCUUAUUCAAUACACCUUCGAGAAAGACUCGACAAGGUUGCUCAACGUGGCCGCCACUCUCUAAACACAAAACAAAUGGAAGCUGUGGAGGAAGCCAUUCAUUUCUUCAAGGACUUUGUUAAAGCUAUUCACCCAAGAAGAUGCCAAGAAAUGGAAAGUUUGCCGGGAGAAAUGGCGCAGGCUAUCCAUAAAGCAGAUGCUGUGAUCCGCAGGCUACGCGCGGAAACAUUGAUGCCUAUACUUGGUAAGUGCGUCCAUGAAGAUGUGGAAAGGUUGUUGGAAAAGAUAGACUUCAUAAGAAAGGCGCUGUCGGUAGCUAAAGAGGAAGGGACAGAAGAUGAACAAAGUGACGAUGUUGUCGAUAAUGAUGCCACAUCCUAUGAUGUCGAGUCACUUAAAAUUCUGGAGAAAUUUCCUAACACAGAUGAAGAUCAGAGACAAUAUCAAAUUGGUUCUGUCACUGCAACAAUGACGCAGGCUGCUAGUUUAAUCUGGUCUGAUUUAGCAUGCACCCUGGAGGUCCUCCGAAAGGCUUCUAAACUCGGCCGUCAUCAUCUAAACACAAAUCUAAUGGAAAACGUCGAGGAUUCCAUCCGUUUCCUGCAAGAUGUCGUCGAAGUUCAUCCACAAAGUACACUCCAAGAAGUCGACACUAGUGGCGAUUUCUAUGCAACAAUUUUAGACUGUGUGGAGAUAUUGAAUUCGAGCCAUCUUAGGCAACAAUCUCUGGAAGAUGCAACUGAUGAUGAAAUCUCAUCCUUCUAUGAGAUUGUGGCAUGGAUUUGGUACAGAUUAGAAGACAUCAAAAUAUGGCUAGCAGGGCCUCAAAUUGAAGACGACUCACUCACUGACUCUCAGAAAGAAUCAACAGAUGAAGAAAUCUAAUCUGCACAAGAUGUUUGAGGUUGAGGAUUUGCACUCUAUCAGUCCAGAUUGCUUUC